Paramecium pentaurelia is the source of this 735-nucleotide messenger RNA. Lineage: Eukaryota; Ciliophora; Oligohymenophorea; Peniculida; Parameciidae. The record is from the annotation of a GenBank genome assembly.
AUGGAUACCAAUAAAAAGGUUUCUUUUAAUACUACAAUGAUAACUUAAUCAUUAUAUACUACUUCUAAUUCAAUAUAGGAUGAUAACAAAUUAGUUAAAAAUAUUUAAACUAAAAUUCAUUAAAUUUUAAAAGGAGGAAAUAUAGAAAAUGAAUAUUCACAUAAAUUAAAAUGUAGAAUUCCAUUAUUAUAAAAUGUUGAUUGUCAAAAAUUAUGCAAUAAAUUAAUCAAAUUUAAUGAACAAUAUUAAAUAAAUGAAUUCGAUAAGAAUUAAAUAGCAAUAAAUAACAAAGUCUUAAGAUCAUAUAAGUUUAAUUCUGUUUUAUCAAAAAGGAGAUUAACAAAAAGUUAAUAAUAAAAAAAUACAAUUUAGAUUUAAAAUACAAAAUAACAAUCAGAAGAUAAAUAGAAUAAAAUAUUCAAUACAGAAUGGCCAGAAUAUCAGAAUAUAUAUGAUUUACAUAAUCUCUUAACUCCUAAUUCUUUAGAUAUGAGUCAUGCUUAUGAUGAAGUUUAAUUUAUUAAAUCAAAAAUUAUAAAACGUCACCAAGAUGUUAUCGUCAUACCCUAAAGUAAUCGUAACAUAAUAAGAAAUAAGAAACCCCAAAAAUUUAUUGAUUUAGAUUAGAUAUAUGUCGUUUAACCUAACUAAAUAUUAACUAGUAGAGUAGUUUUUAAACCUAAUAAUAAUGGAGAAUCAUUAAAUUAAAGAAAACAUUACUCAUUCUAAAUUUGA